Messenger RNA from Oppiella nova, 2319 nucleotides. Lineage: Eukaryota; Metazoa; Arthropoda; Arachnida; Sarcoptiformes; Oppiidae. The record is from the annotation of a GenBank genome assembly.
UUGAGAUGAAAUUUGAUUGAAAUUAUGGAUAAAAGCAAUCAUUUAAUGAAUAAUAUGUGGAAAAUGUGUGAAAACAAUACAUUUCUUAAGGAAAUGUUAAGUCAGACCACUCUUAACGCUUCCAAUGAGUUCGACAUGAAUGAAGAGGUCGUUUCAAACAGUGGUAUUGAUUUGCAUGGAGUGGUCACUGAAGACAUGAAUGAACCCAUGGAUAGAGACAAUACAGACACCGAAAUGAGUACAUUAGGUCUCAUCGGUGAUCGACAAGACCUAUAUUCGGACACGAGUUCAGCCCUUGUAUUGAAAGACAUCUCAAUGGACGUGAAUUUGACGCCAACUCUGGAGAUGAGACACAAUCACAGCAAAAGACAACAAUUGUUUGGAUUUCAUAAACAAAAGCAAUUGUUUUUAAACCAACCGAUCAUUCAAAGGGACGACAUCUGUGUGGACAACAGCUUAGGAUUAUCACCGCUUAAGAGACACUUCAUACCAGACAACGACGACAGUGACAGUGAACUCAGUUUUGCCAUCAAUUUAUCCACUGAUCAAAACAACGAAAGCAAUGGAUUUGACGGCGCCUUCAGUGGUAUUCAGAUGAAUAGUUUUCAAUCAAAUCAUAUGUCGUGUAGAGAAGACCCCGAGUUUUGUGGCGAACACUUCAAGUCUGUCAGCAAGUGUUCAGACCUCGAGUUGAAGGCUGAGGCGUUGGUCGACACCAAUGAGACAUUCCGUUCGCCGAACUCCGAGUUUCGAGACAAAAGCAUAUCUUCUUAUUUCAAACAACAUUCAGAACCGCUUUCUUCGAUCCAAACAUUUGGCGAUUCAUUUCAGAUGAAAGCCGAAGACAUUUGUACUAAAAUUCCUCAUCAGAACGACUUGUCUUUAAUUAAUGAGUCGUUUGUAUCGAUUAGCGACUCUUUGUUCAGCGCUUCCAAUAAUACAUUAGAAAACGUUCAGAAGAUAAUUGAUCGCAAGAAUAGGAAACGGAAAUCGAGAUUAAGUAAUGCCUCCACUCUUUCCGAAUGCCAUUCGUUUACUCCGAGUGUGAACUCAACUCUUCGUUCAUCUGAGAGUAUCAGCACAAGUGAUGUCCAUAAGAGUACAACUGUGGUCACAUCGGGAGUGGGGACCCUAUCAACGGUGCAAACAUAUAGCCCUAACUCAGACAGCAGUCACUCGAUUGCCUUAACGAAUGCCAACACCUUAUGUCUCAAUCAAAUGCUUGUCGUCUCACCCAAUGUGUUGUCCCUUACUAUCGGCUGUUUCGUUGAGUUUAAACUCAAUUAUCUGAAAGUCAAGAAUUUGUCGAUCACUUCAUUUAAAGCUGAGAUUAAAAUCAAUGCAAAUGUCGACACUUUGAAUGCUUUGAGCAUUCAAUACCCCAAACAUGUGAUCAAUAUUCCGGCUUUCUUUGAGGGACUUCUCACUCAAGAUAUAGCUAUCAUUCCGUUAAAGUGCGGCUCAUUUACUGUUGCAUUUCAAAUAUACCCGUCCAUUGAAAGCAUUAAUUUGCCGAUCAGUCCGUUGUCUGUCAUUUGUCACAUCAAGUCAGAGGAAGUGGUCAUCAAAAGACCUCUCUUUUCGUCCAAUUACUUGCAAAUCCAUUACAAUCUAUUCGAUGAAGAGAUUGAAAAGCAAACCAUCGAUUUAUGUGUUAAUAAUACAAACUUUUCGGAUGUAAUUCCUCUGAAGCUAUGCUUGGAAGCCAACAAAGGCUUUAUAUUCGAGCCCUUAUACAGACAUUCAGACAGUACUAUCCAUACGUUCCGGUGCUUAGACCCGCAGACACUGUUUGUUGCGACCAAAACUCAGUACGAAAUACGAGUGCCUCUAAUCAUCAAAGGGAAUGGCGUUCGAGACGUGGACUCGUGUCUAACGGUGUCCACCGAUUCACCACAGAGUCAUGUGUUGGCCAUCUUUCAAUUGAGGGCCACUUUUUGGCCAAAGAGUAAACUAACGGAACACUUGCUUCAAAGCUCUCAGACCAGUGUAUGUCUAUCGAGAGGUGUCUGGAAAACAAUGAAUUUUCGUAACAAAUCCAACAAAUGUCUAAUUCGUGUACAUCUGGAGUGCGUUUGUGGCAAAAGGGUCGCACAAAAUGUAAUGAAAUUUUCUUCGACUCAACUAAUGAUCGGUCCGUCAGAAAAGGUUUCCAUCGCUUUAAUGGCUCACAAGAACCCUGUGGUUAAGGGCGAGAAGUUCCACAUAUCAGUCAAAUAUGACACCGGAUUCGGCAAAUCAGUUCCUGUCCUCAUUCCCGUCCAAAUCAUUUGAUUUGUUUAUCAGAUUUAGAAUUUAUUUAUUAUUAUUUUAACGGAU